This is a messenger RNA of Mandrillus leucophaeus (drill), 2890 nucleotides long. It is a transcript of the gene MAN1B1, whose product is annotated as mannosidase, alpha, class 1B, member 1. Gene Ontology annotation, molecular function: calcium ion binding; mannosyl-oligosaccharide 1,2-alpha-mannosidase activity. Gene Ontology annotation, biological process: N-glycan processing; carbohydrate metabolic process. The coding region runs from base 500 to 2302 and encodes 600 amino acids. The transcript has 14 exons. The record is from RefSeq and is a predicted model, not a curated record. NCBI's taxonomy places the organism in Eukaryota, Metazoa, Chordata, Mammalia, Primates, Cercopithecidae. Gene Ontology annotation, cellular component: endoplasmic reticulum; membrane.
UGGUCGCAUAGAGACGUGGCGCAUGCGCAAUCGUGUAUCCGUGCGAUGGACGGGCUCUUGACGGCGGUGCAAUGGCUGCCUGCGAGGGCAGGAGAAGCGGAGCUCUCGGUUCCUCUCAGUCGGACUUCCUGACGCCGCCAGUGGGCGGGGCCCCUUGGGCUGUAGCCACCACCGUAGUCAUGUACCCACCGCCGCCGCCGCCGCCUCAUCGGGACUUCAUCUCGGUGACGCUGAGCUUUGGCGAGAGCUAUGACAACAGCAAGAGUUGGCGGCGGCGCUCGUGCUGGAGGAAAUGGAAGCAACUGUCAAGAUUGCAGCGGAAUAUGAUUCUCUUCCUCCUUGCCUUUCUGAUUUUCUGUGGACUCCUCUUCUACAUCAACUUGGCUGACCAUUGGAAAGCUCCAGGAGGCAUAUAUGGCAAUGAAUUGGCAAGAAAUCAAGAUAAAGGGAAAGGUAGAGCUGUAUUUAACCACUUGUCUAGAACACAGAUGUCAAUUUGAUGCUGUCUGACUGCUUUCUAGGCAUCUGGUCUCUGGCUUUCAGGCUAGAGGAAGAGCAGAAGAUGAGGCCAGAAAUCACUGGGUUGAAACCAGCAAAUCCACCUGUCCUACCAGCUCCUCAGAAGGCAGACACGGACCCUGAGGACUUCCCAGAGAUUUCAUCGCAGAAAUCACAAAGACGCGUCCAGCGGGGACCACCUCACCUGCAGAUUAGACCCCCCAGCCAAGACCUGAAGGAUGGGACCCAGGAGGAGGCCGUGAAAAGGGAAGAAGUCCCUGUGGGCCCCCGCCCGGAAGGAGACCCGCAGCGGACGGUCAUCAGCUGGAGGGGAGCGGUGAUCGAGCCUGAGCGGGGCACCGAGCUCCCUUCAAGAAAAGCAGAAGUGCCCACCAAGCCUCCCCUGCCACCGGCCAGGACACAGGGCACCCCAGCGCAUCCAAACUAUCGCCAGAAGGGCGUGAUUGACGUCUUCCUGCACGCGUGGAAAGGAUACCGCAAGUUCGCGUGGGGCCACGAUGAGCUGAAGCCUGUGUCCAGGUCCUUCAGCGAGUGGUUUGGCCUUGGUCUCACGCUGAUCGAUGCACUGGACACCAUGUGGAUCUUGGGUCUGAGGAAAGAAUUUGAGGAAGCCAGGAAGUGGGUGUCGAAGAAGUUACACUUUGAAAAGGACGUGGACGUCAACCUGUUUGAGAGCACGAUCCGCAUCCUGGGGGGGCUGCUGAGUGCCUACCACCUGUCUGGGGACAGCCUCUUCCUGAGGAAAGCUGAGGAUUUUGGAAAUCGGCUAAUGCCUGCCUUCAGAACACCAUCCAAGAUUCCUUACUCAGAUGUGAACAUCGGCACUGGAGUCGCGCACCCGCCACGGUGGACCUCCGACAGCACGGUGGCCGAGGUGACCAGCAUUCAGCUGGAGUUCCGGGAGCUCUCCCGCCUCACAGGGGCUAAGAAGUUUCAGGAGGCCGUGGAGAAGGUGACGCAGCACAUCCACGGCCUGUCUGGGAAGAAGGAUGGGCUAGUGCCCAUGUUCAUCAACACCCACAGCGGCCUCUUCACCCACCUGGGCGUGUUCACGCUGGGCGCCAGGGCCGACAGCUACUAUGAGUACCUGCUGAAGCAGUGGAUCCAGGGCGGGAAGCAGGAGACACAGUUGCUGGAAGACUACGUGGAAGCCAUUGAGGGGGUCCGGACACACCUGCUGCGGCACUCUGAGCCCAGUAAGCUCACCUUCGUUGGGGAACUUGCCCACGGCCGCUUCAGUGCCAAGAUGGACCACCUGGUGUGCUUCCUGCCAGGGACGCUGGCCCUGGGCGUCUACCACGGCCUGCCCGCCAGCCACAUGGAGCUGGCCCGGGAGCUCAUGGAGACUUGUUAUCAGAUGAACCGGCAGAUGGAGACGGGGCUGAGUCCCGAGAUCGUGCACUUCAACCUUUAUCCCCAGCCGGGCCGUCGGGACGUGGAGGUCAAGCCGGCAGACAGGCACAACCUGUUGCGGCCAGAGACCGUGGAGAGCCUGUUCUACCUGUACCGCGUCACAGGGGACCGCAAGUACCAGGACUGGGGCUGGGAGAUUCUGCAGAGCUUCAGCCGGUUCACGCGGGUCCCCUCGGGCGGCUAUUCUUCCAUCAACAACGUCCAGGAUCCUCAGAAGCCCGAGCCCAGGGACAAGAUGGAGAGCUUCUUCCUGGGGGAGACUCUCAAGUAUCUGUUCUUGCUCUUCUCUGACGACCCAAACCUGCUCAGUCUGGAUGCCUACGUGUUCAACACCGAAGCCCACCCUCUGCCCAUCUGGACCCCUGCCUAGGGGGGCUGCUGCUGGCGUGGGGACUUCGGGUGGGCGGAGGCGCCUGGCUGGGUCUGUGGCAUUUUCCAAAGGCCCACGUGGUGCCGGCAGCCACUGAGUGGCCCGGGCUCUGAGCUGGCUCUGGGCUCCCCUCGUCUCUCUUUCAUCAGGACACCGUGAGGCUGAGUGAGAGCCGCAGUCUUUGUGUGGGGCGGGGUGGGCCGGGCCCCUGGAGCCUCUGCCUGCCUCCUCCAGAAAACACGAAUCAUGACUCACGAUGACUGAAGCCUGAGCAGGUCUCUGUGGCCGACCACAGUGGCCUUCGAGGUGGUCCCUGGUACUGUGGUGACCGAGUGGACAGCCCAGGGUGCAGCUCUGCCCAGGCUCGUGAAGCCUCAGAUGUUCCCAACCCAAGGGUCUGCAGGGGCUGCUGUGACCCCACAGGCCCGAGGCUCCAGGGCUGGCUCUGGUGUUUACAAGCUGGACUCAGGGAUCCUCCUGGCCGCCCCACAGCGGGCUUGGAGGGCUGGACGGCAAGUCCAUCUGGCUCACAGGCCCCUCCAGUGGAAUGGGUCUUUUCGGUGGAGAUAAAAGUUGAUUUGCUCUAAC